Styela clava is the source of this 579-nucleotide messenger RNA. RefSeq lists its product as uncharacterized. Lineage: Eukaryota; Metazoa; Chordata; Ascidiacea; Stolidobranchia; Styelidae. The record is from RefSeq and is a predicted model, not a curated record.
AGUGCUCUGGUUUAUUGACAUUAAUUUACGAAUAUGAAUUUUAAACUCGCCUCAUUUAUCCUAAUAAUUGCCGUGAUCAAUUUCGAGUUCGGGGAGUCCCUGCGUCGAAGACGAUUUUGCAGAUGUCUAUGGUCACGCAGAAGGACUUGGCCCCGUAGACCUACUAUCCCUGUUGAUGCUGAAAAUGAAAACGCAAAUAAAAUGAAAAGCAUGAUGAACGAAGAGAUGUCUGACAAUGAUGAUCAAGAAACUAAGGAGCAAAUGGAGCAUCUCGACCCAGAUGAAUUGAGAAUCCUUCGACUUCGAGAAGAUGAUGCCAAUGAUGACAACGACGAAGCGGAAUAUUUUUUCGAUAAUCUUCAAGAAGAUUAAAUGAUUAUUGCCUGCUUGAUUGUAGAUCCAAACGAUUGUGUUUUCUGAUUAGACCUCGAUUUCAGUUUUUUGCAUUUUUAUUCAGACAAGAAAUAUAAAUACUCAAUGAAAUGAUAAUUGCUAAUUUUAUUGCAGACAGUUUAGAUUGAGGUAAAUGCUUUGGGAGAUAGUGAAGGAUAAAUUUUUAAUAACAGACUCUAGCUCAUA